AUGUCUCAAGAGAUCAUCAGUCAGGUUUCUUCGUAUUUAACAUCCAACGUUCCUGUUAUACCAAUUUCUCAGGGAGCAGAAGCCGUUGUUUUCACCACUACAAUUCAUCCUUAUGCACCUUCGAACAACAAUACAGAUGAAUCAAUCAAAUACAUCCUAAAGUACAGACCUCCCAAGAAAUACAGACACCCAUCUAUAGAUAAGGCGUUAACAAAACACCGGACGCUGAGUGAGUCCAGGAUUUUGGCCAAAUUGUCGCAAAUUUCGGGUCUUCACGUACCCAAACUCAUCGCAUGCGACGUCUACAACGGGUGCAUAUGGAUAGAAUUUCUGGGCGAAGAAUUGCCCAACGGGAGUGGUUUCAGCAGUUUGAAGAAUUACUUGUGGAUGUGUGUAUUGGAUCCAUACAGCAAAAUGGUGGAAGAUACUCUGGUGAAGGUAGGUUAUCAAAUUGGACUUCUGCAUUGGAAUGACUAUUGCCAUGGGGAUCUCACAACUUCUAACGUUGUUCUACAGAAUAGUGGCACACAUUGGGAACCGUAUUUGAUUGAUUUCGGAUUGGGAUCGGCUUCGACGCUCGUUGAGGAUAAAGGCGUUGACUUAUAUGUUCUCGAAAGAGCUGUAAACAGCACGCAUUCGCGAUACGCAGAAAAGUACAGCCAAUGGUUGAUGCAGGGAUACAAAGAAGUUUAUGAGAAGCAGAGUAAAAAGGGACAGAACAAAUUGCGAGAUGUUCUAAAAAGGUUCGAGGAAGUGAGAUUGAGAGGAAGAAAAAGGAGCAUGCUGGGCUAA
Molecule: messenger RNA, 792 nt
Organism: Lachancea meyersii CBS 8951
Lineage: Eukaryota; Fungi; Ascomycota; Saccharomycetes; Saccharomycetales; Saccharomycetaceae
Source: the annotation of a GenBank genome assembly